AUGACGACUUCCAUGCAGCAUCCCGAAACCGUGCAGCCUAUGGUUCCCCCCGAUGGAGGAGGGACAAGCCCUUCUAGCGACAGUCAUCUUCGAAUGAAUCGCACGGUCAAUCCUCAUACGUCUGUUGAGGAUUAUAGCCGCGUUAUGCUGGAGUACACACACAACCGGAUGGCGUCCUUCGCCGAUUUGGACGCCGACAAAGGCUCUCCCGUCAGUCGCAGCAGCAGAAGCAGCGCAGGUAGUGGCGAGAGCGGCGACUCGGCGGGCGAUAUGCUUCGUCGAGGCCCUGCACCUACCUCUGCAGGUGUCUCCCACCAUGACUUCGGCGAGCGAGGUGGACGUAAAGCUACCAGAGAUGAUGAGAAAAAACGAUCCAUCUAA
Aspergillus bombycis is the source of this 381-nucleotide messenger RNA. RefSeq lists its product as uncharacterized. The record is from RefSeq and is a predicted model, not a curated record. Lineage: Eukaryota; Fungi; Ascomycota; Eurotiomycetes; Eurotiales; Aspergillaceae. The coding region runs from base 1 to 381 and encodes 126 amino acids. The transcript has a single exon.